Thelazia callipaeda (thelaziosis nematode) is the source of this 2948-nucleotide messenger RNA. The record is from the annotation of a GenBank genome assembly. Lineage: Eukaryota; Metazoa; Nematoda; Chromadorea; Rhabditida; Thelaziidae.
AUGGAUCUCAACGAUACCUGUGCUCAGGGUCAUACACAAGAAAGAGCGGACGAACUGCUGAAGGAAUUUGGCUACAAUGUCUUAACCCCACCGAAAAAAAAGUCGCAGCUAUUGGCACUAAUGAAAUCUUUGUUUGGUGGAUUUAACUUUUUACUUUGGCUUGGAUCCUUCGCAUCAGUUACAAGUUUUAUAAUUGAAAACGUCGAACAAAGUGGAAAUGUUGCUCUCGACAAUCUUUAUAUGGGUAUUGUUCUUGUGGUUGUCGUUGUUAUCACCGGACUUUUCUCAUACUACCAAGAGCAUAAAAGCUCAAGAAUUAUGGAAAGCUUUGCAAAAUUAGCACCUCCAACUACAAUGGUAAUUCGAGAUGGUGUGGCUAGAAAGAUUGAUGCAUCGAUGAUAGUACCAGGUGAUAUUAUACAAAUAAGAGCAGGUGAUCGUAUUCCUGCUGACGCUCGUGUAAUUAGCAGUUCUGGUUUUAAGGUUGACUGCUCAUCGUUAACCGGUGAAAGUGAACCGCAAAAUCGUUCGCCUGAGUGUACUCAUGCAAAUCCAUUAGAAACUGAUAAUUUGGUACUUUUUGGCACUGGUGCUGUAGAAGGCAAAUGCACAGGAAUAGUAAUUCUUACUGGAGAUAGAACGAUAAUGGGUCGAAUUGCAUACUUAACAUCACGAGUUGAUUCUGGAAAGACGCCGAUUGCUCGAGAAAUCGACAAUUUUAUUAGAAUCAUUGGAAUUGUAGCUGUAAUAAUUGGAUUGUCUUUUUUCAUAAUUGGUUUAUUUUAUGGAUAUUCUUUGCUGGAAGCUAUGGUAUUUCUUAUUGGAAUUAUUGUAGCGAAUGUUCCCGAAGGCAUCGUUGCUACCAUGACGGUUUGUUUAACUUUAACAGCUGUUAAAAUGAGGAAAAAAAAUUGUCUAGUUAAAAAGUUGGAAGGUGUUGAAACUCUUGGCUCAACCUCAACUAUCUGUUCAGAUAAAACUGGUACAUUAACGCAAAAUCGAAUGACUGUUACUCAUGCAUGGUAUAAUGAUAAAAUGUGUAAAGUGAAUUUUAAUGGAGCGAAACGUCCACAUGCACCGGUAGAACCAUCAUCAAUUCUUGACAUGAAGUGCUUCAAAGGAGCUAAAGGUGCAUUUUUACGAUGUGCUGCACUCUGCUCAAAUGCCACAUUUAAGGAUGAAAAUCGAGAUGUCAAAAUAUUACAACGUGAAGCAAAUGGUGAUGCAUCUGAAAUAGCUAUAAUGAAAUACUGCGAAUAUAUUUGUGGCGAUGUAAUUGCAUAUCGAAAUUUUUUUCCAAAACUUUGCGAAAUUCCAUUUAAUUCAACGAAUAAAUUUCAAAUUUCUGUACACAGAAACGAUGCUAAAAGUUGCUUUGUUUUGGUUAUGAAAGGCGCACCAGAACAAAUCAUUAGUCGAUGUCAGACAUAUUUUCGACAAACUGGAGAGGAGCUUAUGUCAAAACAAGAUUUGCAGUUGUUUCAAGAUGCUUACGAAUAUCUUGGUGGAUUGGGUGAAAGAGUAUUAGGAUUUUGCGAUUUGGAUCUCGACUCUUCAAAAUAUCCAUCAGAUUUCAAAUUUACAACAGAACCACCAAAUUUUCCGCUUCAAGGAUUACGAUUUCUAGGACUUAUCUCUAUGAUUGAUCCGCCAAGACCAGCUGUGCCACAUGCUGUUAAACUUUGUCAAUCAGCUGGAAUCAAAAUUGUAAUGGUUACGGGCGAUCAUCCAUUGACAGCUGAAGCAAUCGCUCGACAGAUUAAUAUUAUAACUGAGGAAAGUGUUGCUUCAAGAAUUGUUAAUGACGAUGACACGUUAAAACGCCAGGAGCAGCCGGAUAAUGAUGAAAAAUGUCAUGCAAUGAUUGUACAUGGAGAGCAGCUUAAGAAAUUAUCAGAUGAUGAUUUGAAUUAUAUUGUAAACCAUUAUUCUUGCAUUGUGUUUGCCCGAACAUCUCCAACUCAAAAAUUGCAAAUAGUUGAGGCAUUCCAGCAUGCAGGUCACAUUGUGGCUGUUACUGGAGAUGGUGUUAAUGAUGCACCGGCAUUAAGAAAAGCUGAUAUUGGCAUAGCAAUGGGAAUAGCGGGUACAGAUGUUUCAAAGGAAGCAGCUGAUAUGAUUUUAUUAGAUGACAAUUUUGCUUCUAUAGUUACCGGAGUUGAAGAAGGACGAAUCAUUUUCGACAACUUGAAAAAGUCAAUUGCAUAUACACUUACCUCGAAUAUUCCAGAAAUUACACCAUUUUUAUCUUACAUUCUUCUUGGGAUACCUCUACCAAUGAGUGUUGUUGCCAUUUUAUGCAUUGAUUUGGGAACUGAUUUGUGGCCAGCUAUAUCUAUUGCUUACGAAGAAGCAGAAACAGAUAUUAUGAAAAGACCACCAAGAAAUGCCAAAUUCGACAAGCUUGUCAACGCAAGAUUAAUGAAUUUUUCAUAUUUGCAAAUUGGUAUUAUGCAAGCAGUGGCUGGUUUCAUGACUUAUUUUGUCAUUAUGGGUGAAAAUGGAUUUCAUUUUUUCCGAUUGCUUUCAAUUCGUGAUGAAUGGAAUGAUCCAUUGAUAAAUGAUUUAGAAGACAGUUAUGGGCAGCAAUGGACAUAUGAUGCUCGAAAAGAUCUGGAACACUGUUGUCAUGGAGCUUUUUUUUACGCAAUUGUUGUGGUACAGUGGGCUGACUUGUUAAUCUCAAAAACUCGUUAUAAUUCAAUUGUACAACAAGGAAUGAGCAACUGGGUUUUAAAUACUGGCCUUUUAUUUACGUCAAUACUUUGCACGUUUCUUCUUUUUACACCUUACGUAAACAGAAUUUUUGGUUUGACACCUAUCAGGCUUAGUUGGGCGAUGAUUCCAGUACCAUUUGCUUGGAUGAUAUUUGCAUAUGAUGAAAUACGUAAAUAUUUCUGUAGAACUUACCCCAAUAGUUGGCUUUAUCGUGAUACUUAUUACUAACC